CCCCCCCCCCCCAAAUAUUGGUCGUGGUUGAACUUCAAUAGAUGGACCUCAGCUCAGAGAAAAUCCAGCGGAUCCUCUCUAAGUACAAAUUCCACGAUGUUGCCGUUGAGGAGCUGCAGAAGAUCUAUCGCACUUUCCCUGGGAUGCUUCCAUCCACAGGCACAUACACAUUUAGUGACAACACCCAAAAAGAUCUUGUGAGACUAGUAGGCAACGUCCCAGUCCAGUAUGAAGGUCGCUCCUACAACUUCCCCGUUCAGCUGUGGUUGAUGGACUCGUUCCCCUUCACUCCUCCCAUAUGCCUCCUGAGACCGACCCCCAACAUGUUCAUCAGAGUGGGCAAGCAUGUGGACUCAGGAGGGCGGAUUCACCUGCCGGAGCUGCACGGCUGGGAUUAUCCCAAAUCCUCCGUGGUGAGUCUUCUGGCUGAGAUGAUUGUGAAGUUUGAGGAGCAUCCUCCGCUGUCCUCCAAGCCCAACGUGGAAAACAAAGACCCCCAGGAACUACUGGCGUUUGUUUCUAAUCUACAGAUCAACGACGGUGGAAGCAGCCAUCAAGGGCAAAUGAUCAAGAAGGUGUCUGUCAUCGGGGGAGGAGACUUGGGAAUGGCGUCGGUGAUGAGCAUUUUAUCAAAGUGUAAAGUGGACCGACUUGUUUUCGUUGACGUCAACGACAGCUCGACAAAGGGCGGCAGCACGGAUCUGGAGAUUUUCCGUCUUCCCCAGGUUGAGGUUUCCAGAGAUCUGUCCGCCUCCGCGGGCUCCCGGGUUGUCGUGGUGACCGCCAACGCGUGGAGCGGCGAGCAGUCGUACGCGAGCGUGGUUCAGACGAACGUGGACCUGUUCAGAGGAAUCAUCCCGACGCUGGCUCGCUACAGCCCCAACGCCGUGCUGCUCAUCGCCUCGCAACCAGUGGACAUCAUGACCCACGUCGCCUGGCGGCAGAGCUGCCUGCCUCCGAGCCGGGUGAUCGGAGCGGGCUGCAACCUGGACUCGGAGCGGCUCAGUCACAUCAUGGACAUAAACCUGAACACUCACAAACCCGCCUGGGUCAUCGGAGAGCUCUCGGACAACAAAGUGGCGGUGAUGAGCAAGGCCGGGCCGGGCGCCGGCGUGCGGCCGGAGAUCGCGGCGGGAUCCAACUCCACCAAACCCUUGUUGGACAGAGCCUUCGGGAUGAUGAAGGGUCGAGGCCAGCGGUCGUGGUCCGUGGGUCUGUCCAUCGCCGACAUCACCGACAGCGUCCUGACGGAUAAGAUGAAGACCCACUCCGUGUCCACGCUGGCUCAGGGCUGGGGCGGCAUCGGCGCCGAGGUGUUCCUCAGCCUGCCGUGCAUCAUGGGAUCCAACGGCUCCACGCGCCUGGCCGGCGUGUCGCUGGGGCCGGAGGAAGACUCCAAGCUGAGAGACAGUGUCGACUCCCUUUGCGCCCUCAUUGGUCAGCUGAGGAUAUGAAGGAUGGGGCUGUACUCCCGGGUCGAGCACACGCCACAGACGGUCGGUGCCUGUGAUGAAUUAGAGUUUGUUCUAAAGUUCUGCAAUAGGUCUUAUAAUGUUUAAUCAUGAUUUUGUUUUGAGGUUCUCGUUGGAUACUGUGCAUAAAAUGUGGGUAGAGAAACAAUCCUUAUUGAACAAAAAUACUCUUGUGGUGUUUUUUCUAAUCAAUGCAAAAGCAUCUGAAGAAGCCUGAUGUGGAAGGUUUUGAUUGUAUUUUUGUCAGUCAGGUUGAAUUUGGGAUGAACUACAUUUACUAAAGAUGACGUAACUACCUGUAACUUUCUACAAACAUGAGGGUGUUUGGCAGAUAAAGUGCGAGGAAUGUAAAUUAUAUUCAGGUGCUUGGGUUGACUCAUUAAUAUACAGCCCGUAUAUUUUAAUAGGCCAUAUUUGCCGUGUUAUUUUGUUUUCUAGAUUCAAAGCAAUUAACGUUUCCGAUGCAUUGAUAUUUAAAUUUCCUUUGGUCUUUUGUCUACUUUGUGUAAAAUACUUUGGACUGCUAGAUACUAAAAUAUGUAAUGAAACAACACAAUUUUGUGGGAGUGCAAUAAAUAUAAGAAAUGUGGAUUGUGUCUGUGGGGAAAGAGCAGACAACAGACAUUUAAGG
Molecule: messenger RNA, 2103 nt
Organism: Pungitius pungitius (ninespine stickleback)
Lineage: Eukaryota; Metazoa; Chordata; Actinopteri; Perciformes; Gasterosteidae
Gene: uevld
Product: UEV and lactate/malate dehyrogenase domains
Exons: 12
Coding region: 42-1454 (470 amino acids)
Biological process (GO): lactate metabolic process; pyruvate metabolic process; protein transport
Molecular function (GO): L-lactate dehydrogenase (NAD+) activity
Source: RefSeq, a predicted model, not a curated record